Messenger RNA from Salmo salar (Atlantic salmon), 3630 nucleotides. The record is from RefSeq and is a predicted model, not a curated record. Lineage: Eukaryota; Metazoa; Chordata; Actinopteri; Salmoniformes; Salmonidae.
UAGUUGUAGUUGUAGUAGGUUAGUAGUCAUAGUGUGUUGUCUAGACAGUGUAGUUGAAACUUUUUGAUGAGAGACGCACAUACUCACGUUAUCUCUCUCUAGCAUGUGGUGGACCGUGCAACACCCUGAAACACACACACACACAUGACACGUAUACAGACUACAUGCUUCGGAUGAAGACCGAACCUGGGUAUGAAGAAAAAACAAGAAUUAUGUUUAUUGCCUGUUUUAGUUGUGGACUGUCUAGUGUCCAUAAUGGGUGGUUCACCUCUCCCUAGCCCUAUUCUGAUUGGUCCAGACAAGGCCUACCUAAACUCCAAGGUAGUGUUCCAAUGUAGGUCACCUGGGUCUCCUCCACCAAACACAUACGAGCUCCUGAAGGACGGUAACCACCUGGUUGCCACGAGCAACGGCCUCCAAGACGACCAAUCGGCUACGUUCUUCCUGAAGAUCUCUGUGACGUCAGAAGGAUCGUACCACUGCAGGGUGACAGCAGGUGGAAACAUGGGCCUCAGUGGAACAGUCCGCCUGCAAGUAGUUAUCCCUGUCUCAGGCACUAUGGUGACCUCUGACCCCGAUCCUCCCAUUCUCUACGAGGGGUUGCGGCUCACUCUCACCUGUGAUGUCACCAAGGGCUCCCACCUAUCCUACACCUGGUUCUACAACAGACAGGAAGUGCCAUCAUCUCCAACCUCACCUUUGACCCCGCUUCUGCUCUGGCCGGUGGGGAACACGCUGGUGGUGGAGAGGGUCACAACAAAGCAUGCUGGGAAUUAUUCGUGCAUUGCCGGGACCAGGAUGCAGACCAACAGCAGGUUCUCCAGCAGCAGAGAGGUCACGGUCAGGGUCAAAGCCUACCUCUCCGUACCCCAAAUAUCCUUCACCAUCUCCAAAGAGGGUUCGAGUUACCACGGCAAUGUGACCUGCAGGUCGUCAAGGGGAACCCCUCCCGUGACCUUCUACCUCUUCCUUGACGACAAGGAGGUGGGUUCCGACGUGGCAACGGAGUCGCUGGUUGCCUGGUUCCCCAUUGCCAUGGUUCCCGGGCGUGACAUGGGCGCGGUGCGGUGUACAGUGGAGAGUGAUGCACAGAGACUGACCAGCAGACCCCUGACUCUGGUAGACGGUUGUAGGCUACAAGCACACGUGGUUGCUAGGCAACCGCUACAACAUCCACAUGAGCUACAAGGUGUUCUGUGGGUGGGACUUCUGUAUCCAAGACCCCGAGGUCGCCGACCUCAAACUCAGCUUCAUCGGAACGAACUGAAGUUAUACUUAGAAGAGGAGAGGUUCCAACAGCGGGAGGCCAGGAGGACGUUGGGUCAGUGGGCACGGCUCUACUUCCUGCGAGGGCUGCUCCACUUCCUGGUCCUGGUUCUACUGGGCGGAGCCUUCUGUCUCAUCUACUAUGCCACCAAAGCCUCACAGGCUGAGAGGAGUGGAAACGAUUUGAUCCUCACGGUGCUUCUCCAGUACCUUCCUCCCAUCGUCAUCACCCUGGUCAACUUCUUCCUGCCUCACGUCUUCCGCCAUAUCUCUUCCUUCGAGGAUUACUCCAUCACCACCCAGGUCAAUGCUACCCUCGUCAGGAGUAUCUUCCUGAAGUUGGCCAGUCUGGGGAUGUAUCUCUUCUUCCUCUUCCAAAACAGCCAACAGGAAUGUUGGGAGAAUCAGUUUGGUAAAGAGAUGUACAAGCUCGCUGUGUUCGAUUUCCUCGCCUGUUUCUGCAACACCUUCUUCAUCGCCUAUCCUAGAAAGUGGUUGGUGGACAGGUACCCAUCGUCUUGGCUGGCGCGGUUGUCGGGGAAACAGCAUUUCCUGAUCCCGUUCAAUGUUCUAGACCUGGUGUACAGUCAGACGGUCACCUGGGUAGGACUGUUCUACUGUCCCAUGCUGCCAUUUAUAGAGACAGUCAAACUGAUGGCCAUUUUUUACAUCAAGAAGUUGACAGUUCUCCAGUGCUGUGUUCCAGCCCGGAGAAUGUUCCGUGCCUCCAGUUCUUCAGUUCUGUUCCACUUCAUGUUACUACUGGGUCUCAUCAUGGCAGUCAUCACCCUCGGAAGUAACCUACACAAGUUCAAACCUUCUUCCAGCUGUGGUCCUUUUGUGGGCAGCGCUACAGUGUUUAAUGUAACAGCUGUGUGUGUGGACAGUCUACCAGGACCGGCCAAGUCCACCCUGAGAUACCUGUCCUCAGAGGCCUUCGUUCUGCCGGUGAUACUGGCGCAGAUUGUUGUCCUGACCUCCUUUGAGUCGCGGAGGAGAGCCAAUGGAAAAGCAAUCGAGAGACUGAAGGACAUGCUGGUGAUGAGCACCUCAGAUAAGCAUUUUCUGCUGAAGCAGCACACUCUCUCACUCAGACGCCAGAAGAAAACCUUCAAGGCCUCCACCACUGUUUCAGGCACUAGAGAGGGCAGCCCUCCCACCAUGAAAGGCCCCUCAGCAGGCAUUGGAGAGGACAGCCAUAUCGCUCAACUGAAGGACCCCUCUGCACAGCCUACAGGCGAUGACAGCCCAUCAUAAAGAUAGAUAGAGGACUCUAGUGCCCAAAAGCCAGUUUUAGCAUGUGCAGAGACAUUCGGGAUUUUCACCCUUCUGAAGUAGUCAACUGAGUGGAACUACCUAUGGUUUAAGGAACAUUACAUUUACAUUUUAGUCAUUUAGCAGACGCUCUUAUCCAGAGCGACUUACAGUAGUGAAUGCAUACAUUUCAUUUCAUACAUUUUUUUUUUCUGUGCUGGCCCCCCGUGGGAAAUGUUCAUGAUUCCAUCCAGGUCAUCAGGAGGGUUCAACCAAAGAAUUAUACUCGUGAGGAAACAUUCCAUAACUGCAGGUAGCUGUAAAUUGCCAACCUUGGCUUUAUACCUGUUCAAACGAUACACUCUAGGUGGCAGUAUGUACCCUUUCAGUUUGUUUACCAACUCAUAGAAGUAGUAGAAGAAGAAAAUUAACUACUUCGAAAUGAAGAUUGCCUCAAUGGCUCUUCCCAUGCUACCACAGACGCCCUAUUGGGACAGAUACAAUGUUGUGUUCUCUAACUAUCUCUAUGCAGCCCAGAGAGAUAGAAAUAGAGCCCACCAGCUAUCAUUGUGUCAAAUGCACCCUCUAUCCAACUCUAUGGAGCAGACAUAGCCAAAUGGCACCCUAUUCCAUAUUUAGUGCACAAAAGUAGCAGUAGAUGUGACCUUUGAGCUUUUUGUCACUCCCUAACAUUCAGGGUGUAUUGCUCUGGGCUGUACCUAAAUGUCAUAUACAGUAUUAAGAACAACAAGAGUAAAGUUACAGUACUAGUGUUACUGUACUGAUGUGUUUAGUGGCUAUGAUGCAGUUGUAAAAACUUAACUCUCAGGUAUGUGGUAUCAUUGGGGAUGAUGUUGCUAUAUAGGCUGUACUUGUAAACAGCGUUAAGGACAGAGUACUACUAGUGUGUACUGUUAGAAUACUGAUGUGUUUAAUGGUUUUAAAUAUACAUGUAAAAGCUCUUACUAUGAAGUAGAUGUUGUUUCUGCAAAAGCUUGAGUUUUUUUUUUAUACAUUUUUUAUAUUUGAUCAAAUAUUGUUUUCAAAAUGUGAACUUCUAUGAAUGAAGUUAUAAAAAAGCUUCUAUUAAAAGGUUAUGUUGUUAUGUCA